Molecule: messenger RNA, 4312 nt
Organism: Anarrhichthys ocellatus (wolf-eel)
Lineage: Eukaryota; Metazoa; Chordata; Actinopteri; Perciformes; Anarhichadidae
Product: ras-related protein Rap-2b-like
Exons: 1
Coding region: 945-1493 (182 amino acids)
Biological process (GO): Rap protein signal transduction
Cellular component (GO): membrane
Molecular function (GO): GTPase activity; GTP binding
Source: RefSeq, a predicted model, not a curated record
AAAUCAACAAAUAACUUAUUAUAUAUUACAAUAGGUUAAACUACCCAGCAGAAAGUAAAGUAAUUAAAAAAAUUAGCUGCAAUAUUAUAGUAGUGUUUACACAAAAAUAUAUAUAUUAAUAUGAUAAAUAUAUGAUUGGGACAUUCUGCAUAAUACUUUUACAUUUGGUAGCCCACUGUUCAGUAUAUUUUCACGCUAAAACUUUGGUACUUUUACUUGAGAAAUAUUUUAAAUGUUUUUACUUUUAUUUGUAGUAUUUUCACGCAGUAAUUAAAGAUGUGAGUUCUUCCUCCACCACUGGUCCAUGUGGUGAAGGUAAGUAAGAUGAUAUAUGUAAAUUUGCUAAUUAAUGACCUCAUUAGGAUGCAUUAUCAUGUAUAAUCAUAAUUACAGGGACAACGGGCAGCUCGAGAGCCUCUUGUUGAGAGCAAUGACUGUGAGCGUGCACGCGAGGGGCAGAGGUCACGCAGACCGGGCCGCAGACACGCGCACGCGCCUGCAGUAUCCGUCGGUCACCUGAUGUCUCCGACUGAGUGGUUGUUGGUUUUUUUCGGGGUGACGGCUCCUUUAAGAAAACGGAACUGAGUCUCGGCUUUUGACGCGCUCGAGGAUGUGGGCAGGAAACGCCGCGCGAGAGGAGAGAAGCGAUCACGCUUCCCAGCGCCGUCGUUGCACAAUACGGUCGGACCAAAUUGUGCUAUAAUCCUCCCCGCUAAUGUCCAGGCGCGGUCGUUCUCCUCGGAUCUGCGCUCCGCGGGCCGUCACAGAGCGGACUGGGAGGAUUCCACGGCGUGGGGUUUGACUCCUAACCGAGCGAGAGGGAAGCCUUCCCUGCCUGCUCGAUUUGAAAACAUCGGGGCUGGUCAGCGGGUGGGAGAGAGAACAGGCUUCGUAGCUGGAAAAAAAAAAGGAGGUGUCUUGUCUAUCUUACCCCCCCACGAGCCAUGAGGGAGUACAAAGUGGUUGUGUUGGGGUCGGGUGGAGUCGGCAAAUCCGCGCUGACGGUCCAGUUCGUGACGGGCUCCUUCAUCGAGAAGUACGAUCCCACGAUAGAGGAUUUCUACAGGAAGGAGAUCGAGGUGGACUCGUCCCCGUCGGUGCUGGAGAUCCUGGACACGGCGGGGACCGAGCAGUUCGCCUCGAUGCGAGACCUGUACAUCAAGAACGGCCAGGGAUUCAUCCUGGUCUACAGCCUGGUGAACCAGCAGAGCUUCCAGGACAUCAAGCCGAUGAGAGACCAGAUCAUCCGGGUGAAGCGGUACGAGCGGGUGCCCAUGAUCCUGGUGGGCAACAAGGUGGACCUGGAGGGGGAGAGAGAGGUGUCUUCCGGGGAAGGCAAGGCGCUGGCCCAGGAGUGGACCUGCCCGUUUAUGGAAACUUCUGCAAAAAAUAAAGGCUCGGUCGACGAACUGUUUGCAGAAAUAGUCCGACAGAUGAACUAUUCCACUGUUCCCAGUGGUGGCAACCAGUGCUGUUCAUGUGUCCUGCUCUAAAAGAAACAACAACAACAACAACAACAACAUACAGACACAAGUGCAUCCGUGCUGAAUUUGAGCUUCUUAACUUGUCCCUGCAGGCGUUUUGCAUAUCUAUUCUCUCUCCUCACACUGUUGUCUUAUUGUUGCACACAACACACAAAUCAACGACGACAACAAUCGAUUAUGUAUUAUAGUCUGGAAAAGUGUUUACAUGACAAAGUACUUGAAUGUUUUGGGAUUUUUUUUUAUAUAGCUUUGUAUAUGACACUUCUCUGGAAAUGUGCCUCGAUGGGAAUGUCUUAUUGUGAAACCUAAGAGACACUUGUUGUUGUUUUUGUGUGGUUUUAUUUCUUAAGUUGUACUGUUACAUCUUCUAGGCCGGGGUCCAUCUGUCUGGGGGAGGGGGGGUCACUUUGCGCGUCACUUUUAAGGGGGUAUGCUUCUUUGGAUUUGUCUACUUCUUCUUUUUUUUGCCUGAGAGCAGCAGACCUGAACGCGCUCUUAAACGCAUCAAUCACCACUCAAGCCUUGCACAGGUUACUCAAAUAAGAUCUCAAUUUAUUUCCCCCCAAAAAGGUCAGGUGUGAUCCAAGAGGCCGCAGAUCGCCACCCACUCAAGAUACUGUAUUUUAAGCUGUAGACUUGUGUUAGGACUUUAUAUUCUAGUUUGUACCCCCCACUGAAGUGGAUUUAUCACGGAACUUGCACUUAGCUGACGGUGCCCCUCCUCAGUGUGCACAAACGAGGACCUUCAGUGCAUUGCUGUCGCUGCAUGGGGAACAAACCCAUGUCAAGUGCCUUCCCCAAGAAAACUCCUGUGACUGUGCCAACCGAUGAGCCCUAUACUUCUUCUUCUUCUUCUGCAGCGCGUCUUGAUGGCAAUCAGAACUUUUUAGCAGUUUCCAGUGAACAAUCUACUUUUGUUUGGUGUCAAAGUGAAAAGAGGCUGAGCUUGUACCAGACCUGCUGUUUCAGGGUCCGGUUCAGGCCGUUUCUCGAGGUACUAGUCCAACAAGAACAACAGAGCAACUUUAACCUACUAGCAUUAGGGUUCGGCGAAAGGCAAGCCAUGUUUGUCCGUUCUUAUCUAGAUUCUUUUUCUUUUCUUUAAAGUGACAUUUGUGACUUAUGGUAAUUGUUAAUUCUCCAUUUGGACAAAAUCUUCUGCCGUCCACCUGUCGGUUUGAAAGACUUGUAAUACAGAAAGCAUUUUACGUAACGCUGUGUACUGUGCUUGUCUCUGCUGAUGACAUAAAGAGUCUUCAUUUUGGGGUGCUUUGAAUGUGAUUGUCCCUGUGAGUGGCCCAUGAAUUGAUCAGCCAACAAAUGUAUUAACUGACAACUGAUUAACAGUUCAAGUAAUAUAUGAAGGGAACAAAAAAACAUUUUCUAGUUCCAGCUUCACCAAUGUCAAGAUUUGCGGCUUUUCUCUGUUCAUCGCCGUGAGCUCAUAUUGUCCAAUACGUUUGAACAUCAUACAAAAUAUUGUGAUUUAAUUUAAAAACAACAAAGUUUCAUCAUAAUUAGUUGCCUUUUCUUGGUAUUUAGAUAUCAUGUGGUGAAAGGCGCGGCACUAGAAGCCUUAUUUGACACUUCUUUACAAAAAUGAAAAAGAGUUGCAGGUUUUGAAUGCUUACUGAAUAGCCUUCAACACCUCGGUCGUGUUAUUGAGUAAGUGAUCGUGGCCCCUGUGCGUGAAUAAGAAAAAAACCGUCUCUUCCCAGUUGUUUGGGUAGUGGGUUGGGUUUCCAGUAAGAGUGUUUUGCUCAGGGGGGGGGGGGACCGUUUCCCCUCUUCCCGCCGCAUGUUUUCUAGGCUGUGGAUCGGAGGACAGAGGGGGCUUUUCUGUCAGCCACACAUACCGUCGACUGGUAUUUUGUAAAAAAAAAAAAAAAAAAAACGUUCCUCAGACCAGCCAAUGAGCUGCUGCCUCGAGUGUCCCUCUAACCGCAGAGAUUCAAGGUCAGAUUACCAAAUUCGAUCUAGUGACAUGCUCACAUGUUCAGGUCCUGUGUGAAGAAAAGGUUCGCUUCAAUGAGCCCAGCAAUGCCUGCCUUGUUUUCAUCCCGUAGUCCUUUCAUUAAAGAUCUGUUUAUUACUGCAGAUUACUCCGGUUUUACCCAACACAUGCUAUCUAUUUUCUUUCUAUUUGAUUGGGAAAAUGUCUCCCCUUUAAAAUGAAUAAGACUUUUCAGCAGAAGUGCGUAGACACAGCAGGAGAUGAACUUACGGAGAUAUUAAGUAGCAUGCAGAUGGGAAUCACACGUACAGCUCGUACUCAGACGUGUCGUCAAAAAAAGCAACAACCCUGCAAGAUCGCUUUUAUAUUUUAGGACACAAAGGGAACAGACGGCACAAAAGAAGCUGCCAGAUAAAUGCGCAACCUGAUUUAGUUGCUUAGCUACACAUUUUUGAUCCUAGCAAGUGGUCGAAUGUGUUCACUUUGCUUCACAGAUGUUAAAUAAUACGUAACUCAAUGAGCAAACAGGACUACUGUCACUGCCGGUCAGUGGAAAGAACAUUUUAUCAACUAGUUGAAUACAAUUUUGAGGUUCUUGAACUUAACUUGAGUUUUUUUUUGUCAUUUGUAGUUCUACUGCACUACAUUUCAGAAGGACAUGUUGUACUUUCUACUCUUAUUUCAUUCAUUUGACAGCUUCAGUAACUAGCUCCAGAUCAAGACUUUACAUAAAGAAAACGUAUAAUCUACUUUUAGAGAUUCAUUUUCGGGUUGUUUAUGAGUUGUUUACAAUCGAAGAGAGAUUUUCCCUGUAAAUUUCACAGAUUGUUUUAUUUAAACUUACUUUUAAAGGCUCAAAAUUGUAAAAAACAAA